AUGUCCGCCGUCUUCCCAGCCUACACACAAAACCCCUACCCUCCCGCGCCCAACCCACCCUACCCAACAACGCCAAACGCCCUGGACCCAAACUACCAACCUCAACCCCAAAACUACCAACCUCAACCACAAAACUACCAACUCCAGCAACCCCUCCAGAACCAACAACAGCUAUCCUUCCCCCGCCCCCCCACACCACCCGAAACCUCCCACGUCCAACCCCAACCCACAGCCCUGCAAGUCUACCAACAACAACAACAACAACCACAACAACAACCACAAACGCACUACCUCGACCCACCGCGCCACGACUCCCACUCCCACCCAAGUUCACACUCGCACCACUCCCACCACUCGCACGAGCACGAACACACAACGCAAAAAGACCUCGACGAAGAAGCCCAAUUCACACAAGACCGCGCGCGAGACAGGGAGUUAGAACGUCGGCCAACAGUGGGGGGUAGUUUGUUGAGUUUUGCGGGGAAGGCGGGGCGGUUUUUGGGGGCGGGGAGGCACUGA
Molecule: messenger RNA, 519 nt
Organism: Dothidotthia symphoricarpi CBS 119687
Lineage: Eukaryota; Fungi; Ascomycota; Dothideomycetes; Pleosporales; Dothidotthiaceae
Exons: 1
Coding region: 1-519 (172 amino acids)
Source: RefSeq, a predicted model, not a curated record